Messenger RNA from Mustela lutreola (European mink), 577 nucleotides. It is a transcript of the gene GNG14, whose product is annotated as G protein subunit gamma 14. The coding region runs from base 308 to 526 and encodes 72 amino acids. The transcript has 5 exons. Lineage: Eukaryota; Metazoa; Chordata; Mammalia; Carnivora; Mustelidae. Gene Ontology annotation, molecular function: G-protein beta-subunit binding. The record is from RefSeq and is a predicted model, not a curated record. Gene Ontology annotation, biological process: G protein-coupled receptor signaling pathway. Gene Ontology annotation, cellular component: heterotrimeric G-protein complex.
CCGCGGGUGCCUUCCCUUCCGGAGGACCCUCCAUGUUCCUGAGGCCGCAGUCCCAGAUCACAGCCGUCCAAGGCCAGGCCUCCAGCGGCCUCCAAACGCACUAAAGCUCAGCACGCGCUCUGUACGACAGUACAGGAAGUCUCCAGAGCCGCCUCCACAUGCUGCGUAACCCUGCGGGCCGUUGCAGCUGUCGCUUCUUCUGGGAAGCCUCCUCUGACCUUCCUCUGGACUUAUCAGUGAGCAAGAUGCAGACCCUGCCCUCCUGGAGUCCACAGUUUGGGGAGCUAGAAAGCUAACAACAAUAGUGAUGUCCAGCAAGGUGGCCAUUGGCAGUGACAUCGGGCAGGCCCGCCGGGCCGUGGAGCAGCUGCGGAUGGAGGCAGGCAUCGAACGCGUGAAGGUGUCCAAGGCGGCCUCCGACCUGCUGCAGUUCUGCAUGGAGCAGGCCAAGAGUGACCCCUUCCUCGUGGGCAUCCCCGCUGCCACCAACCCCUUCAAGGAGAAGAAGCCCUGCACCAUCCUGUGACCUCCACGGCCCUGACCACCCGGGAGGCCGCAAUAAACAUGAAGUGAGGGA